Molecule: messenger RNA, 2016 nt
Organism: Abrus precatorius (Indian licorice)
Lineage: Eukaryota; Viridiplantae; Streptophyta; Magnoliopsida; Fabales; Fabaceae
Product: zinc finger protein ZPR1-like
Exons: 16
Coding region: 100-1593 (497 amino acids)
Cellular component (GO): nucleus; cytoplasm
Molecular function (GO): zinc ion binding
Source: RefSeq, a predicted model, not a curated record
AGAAUCCUCGUCUUUUUCGUCUUCUUCUUCUCCGUUUGGUUCUGCAACUCACACUCUGGUUCAAAUUGAAAGGAUUGCAAUAAAGUAAAAUCUGACAAUAUGGAAGAGAACAAAGAGCAAAUUGUGGAUGUUGGAUCCGUGGUUGAAGCUGUUUCUGCUGAUGACGGUGAUGCCCCUCUUUACAACCUCGAAAGUCUUUGCAUGCGUUGUGGUGAAAAUGGGAUUACAAGAUUUUUAUUGACUUUGAUUCCUCACUUCAGAAAGAUUUUGUUGUCAGCUUUUGAAUGUCCUCACUGCGGUGAGAGGAACAACGAAGUACAGUUUGCUGGUGAAAUUCAACCACGGGGUUGUUCCUACUCGUUGGAGAUCCCAUUAGGCGAACCGAAGAUGCUAAAUCGACAAGUGGUAAAAUCAGAAUCUGCUACCAUUAAGAUACCAGAACUGGAUUUUGAGAUUCCACCUGAGGCUCAGCGUGGUAGUUUGUCAACGGUGGAAGGGAUACUUAUGAGAGCUGCUGAUGAACUUCAGGCUCUUCAAGAGGAACGCAGAAAAGUGGCUCCAGAGACAGCAGAAGCAAUUGAUCAGUUCUUGGUGAAAUUGCGAGCCUGUGCAACAGGACAAUCAUCCUUAACAUUUAUUCUUGAUGAUCCUGCAGGAAACAGCUUCAUUGAAAACCCGUUUGCACCAUCAUCUGAUCCAUCACUGACUAUCAAGUUUUAUGAGAGAACUCCUGAGCAGCAAGCAUCAUUGGGAUACCUAGUUGAUUCCACACAGAUCGAAGGGACUCAUGAUGAAGCACCAGAAGGGGGAGAAGACGUGACUGCUGAUCAAGCAAGGAGAGAACCACAUGGAUCAAUAGGAGCAGCUGCUGGUCAACGUGCCAUUGCGCAGAGUAAUGGUGCAGAUAUUGCUGAGGCCUUAUUUCGAUAUACUUCCCCAGAAGAGGUGAUGACUUUCCCAUCAACUUGUGGUGCUUGUACUGCCAGGUGUGAGACUCGAAUGUUUGUCACCAAUAUUCCUUACUUCCAAGAAGUAAUUGUCAUGGCAUCCACAUGCGAUUCUUGUGGUUACCGCAACUCUGAGUUGAAACCUGGUGGACGAAUUCCCGAGAAAGGAAAAAGAAUUACUCUCUGUGUGAAGAAUGUAAAUGACCUGAGCCGCGAUGUAAUAAAGUCUGAUACUGCAAGUGUAAAAGUUCCUGAACUUGAGUUGGAACUGGCAAGCGGCACCUUGGGAGGAAUUGUUACAACUGUUGAAGGUUUAAUUACAAAAAUUAGUGAAAGCCUUGAGAGGGUCCAUGGCUUCACUUUUGGAGAUAGUCUUGAUGAACAUAGAAGGAGCAAGUGGCUAGACUUUAAAGCAAGGCUAAACAAGCUUCUUAGCUUGGAAGAAGCUUGGACUCUAAUUCUUGAUGAUGCAUUAGCCAAUUCUUUUGUAGCACCUGCAACUGAUGAUCUUAAAGAUGACAAUCAAUUAGCAUUUGAGGAAUAUGAGAGGUCAUGGGAACAAAAUGAAGAAUUAGGUCUGAAUGAUAUGGAUACCUCUUCUGCCGAUGUUGCUUAUGAAUCAACAAAUACUGCUAAAACUGAGUAAAGAGCAUAUGGAGACCUUGUUUCUUUUUCCUCUCCUUCCACCCCCAACCAAAACAAAUGGAGCGAAGCUGUUGUGAAAAGGAAUAGUUUAUCGGUUUGAUGAUACUAAGUACACAAAGGAUGGGAAGGUCAGAUUUCUUGACCCUCAUGUCAAUGUCUGAUUGAUUUACUAAUUAUGUAAGCAAGCCCAUUAACUCGUAUCAUCCUUCCGAAGUUAUUCUGUCGUGAAGAUGUAAUUUCUUACAAUUUGUAAGUUAAUUGCUUAUUUCUGGUUUUUGUGGGCCAUCUGGCAUUGUUCCUUUUCCUUCUUCAAAGCUUCUGGAUAGGAUACAUUAGUCCUACUUUAUUGUCCAUUAAAAUUCAACUUCUGGCAAAUAAUUUAAAAAUGAAAUUUGUAAUAUAUAUAUAUAUAUAGAUAGAUAUU